UGGAUAUCAAGCAACGAGUCCUGUCGCACCUUCUUAACCAAUAAUCGAGUAACCACAAAAAAGUCAAUAUGCUUAAACAUCUCAUCUGUGUUGCGCUAUGCUUGUUGACCUUCGUCUGUGCCGACAACAUUGACAAAAAUGCCGAAAUACGCAGCUUUCAAAGUGACGCAUCCGAUGCCGAGGGCAACUACCAGUUCUCCUAUGAGACUAGCAAUGGCAUUCAACGUCAGGAGGCCGGCAGUUUGGCCGGUGUGCGUGGCUCACUGAAUUACGUAUCGCCCGAAGGUGAGCGCAUCUCCUUAAGCUAUACCGCCGACGAGGAAGGCUUCCAUCCGACCGGUGAUCACCUGCCGACGCCACCGCCGGUGCCAGCGUAUGUGUUGCGUGCCCUCGAAUAUAUACGCGCACAUCCACCACUACUGAAGGAGGAGAACUAAAAACAUGCAUGGAAGUCUAUGUGUAUAUAAGCCAAGAAUUACCGGUUUAUGAUAGCACCAUAGGUCAAAUGCCCAGUGGCAUGUCCAAGUGACGCGACGUGUUAAUUGCCACUUAUAAAUUUUUGUAUUGUUUUAUGUCUCCACAUUGUUUUCUUUUUCAUUUGUUUUCUACACAUAUUCUUCUCUUCGGCUAAUUUGCUUGUGCAUCUUAUGCUUUUUCGCGCGCGCAGUUGGCGGUAUACUAAGUCAUUACUUGUAAUUAAUAGUUUUUGUUUAAUAAAUGAAGUGAAUACAAAUGAAAAGACAAA
Molecule: messenger RNA, 745 nt
Organism: Bactrocera latifrons
Lineage: Eukaryota; Metazoa; Arthropoda; Insecta; Diptera; Tephritidae
Gene: Edg78E
Product: pupal cuticle protein Edg-78E
Exons: 2
Coding region: 69-437 (122 amino acids)
Cellular component (GO): chitin-based extracellular matrix
Molecular function (GO): structural constituent of chitin-based larval cuticle
Source: RefSeq, a predicted model, not a curated record